Molecule: messenger RNA, 711 nt
Organism: Magnolia sinica
Lineage: Eukaryota; Viridiplantae; Streptophyta; Magnoliopsida; Magnoliales; Magnoliaceae
Product: putative F-box protein At1g67623
Exons: 3
Coding region: 1-711 (236 amino acids)
Molecular function (GO): protein binding
Source: RefSeq, a predicted model, not a curated record
AUGGGUCUUUCCAAAGUGAUGAAAAGAAGGCAACAACAGUGCUCAUUCUUCAAAUCACUUCCACAAGAUCUAGUUGUGGAGAUUGUGGCUUCUGUAUCCGCUUCUUCAUUAUCUGAUCUUUCUAACAUGAAGUUGCUUUGCAAGGAUAUGCAUGAAGCUGCCACAGAUAAUUAUGUAUUUCGGCAUGCUUCGAUUGAAGCACUGCUCACAAUUGAAUGGAGAAUAUCUUCCCAAGCUUCCUCAUUCUUAAAGCAGUGCGAAGCCAGUGGGAAUCCAGAUGCACUUUUCAGGCGAGGGAUGAUUGAGUACUUCUCUAAGGUCCAUAUUGAAUUCGGAGUUGAUCUUUUGAAAAAGGCUGCUGAUUGUGGCCAUUUAGAAGCCAAUUAUGUACUGGGAAUCAUACUGAUUAGUGGCCAAACAUCAACGUCUGUAGGAAUGAAACUUCUAAAAAAGCUGGAGAACAUGAAAAACACUGAAGCACACAGAUGUCAGACGAGAACUAAAAAGAUACUUCGUGAAAUUUGGAUCAAUGCCAUCAUCCCUCGGCGGGAAUCGACAUGCAUUGAUCCUAAUUGCAAAAAUGGAGGUCUGAGAGGAUUACCGAGAGUAGGAGAAUGGUCAUGGAGUGACCAAGAGGAGAGCUUUUGCUCUCAAGUGUGCAAGUGGAACUAUGAACUUAAUUUAUUUUGUACAGCUUUAAUUGGUGUUUAG